CUGAACCAGCUGGAGGAGCUUCUGAGUGACAUGAAGGCUGAUGUAACCCGGCUGCCCAACAUGCUGUCCCGCAUCCCGCCGGUGUCAGGCCGCCUCCAGAUGUCUGAGCGGAGCAUCCUGAGCCGCCUCACCAGCCGGGGCAGCGAGCCCCCCCCACAGCAGCCUUUCAGCCAGGGGGGGUUCGGCUGCUCCCAGAUGUACAGCAGUAGCUUUGGGGGGGGCUUCAGAGGACCGGGGGCUCAGGCCAUGGUCAACUUCAGCCAGAUGCCUCUGGGACCCUACGUCAGCGUGUCCUCUAAUGGCCCUCCGCCCUCUACAAGCCAUCUGGAUAAGAAGUCACUUGACUCCUUGAGAGACGUGGCCACGCCUGACCUCAAAUCAGGCAAACCGAGUGAUGUCAUCUGCAUAGAGGACUAGGCAAGCUUUGUAAAACUGAUUUGAGGUCAGAAAAACUCCCAGGGAUGGAAUCUGUACGGAUGGCGGCUUCCCAUUUCCUCCCCCUUCUCUUUCUCCUGCUUCUUCUUGAUUUACAAUCAACAGUCCAGCUCUCUGAUUAAUGCAGAUGUAUCUAACCUAACAAUUGCAGUUUUAUCUUUCAAGGAUCUCAUAGUAGUAGAUAUCUGCUGUUGUUAUUGUGUGCUGGAGAGCUAAAGGAUUAGGAGGGAAAAUGAAGCAGAUUUUUUUCUGAAAGAGGAUUUUAAUUUCUCGCCUCGCGCUUCAAGGUGAAAUUUGAAUCUGAGAUUAUGAUGCUUUUGAUUGGGGCUCAUUCUAAUCUUCGACAUUCUGCAUACGCCAUGUUGCUUUCUCAUCCGCCUAUUCCCUGUACACUGUGACUUCGUCCUGACGGAGCUAAUUCCCUGUGAAGAGGAGUGGAGUUGAGGAAGACUUCGGUCAUCAUUUGAGAGGAGAUCAUUUUUCCUGAGGGCCAGUAUUGUUACUUUAAUGAAUAUGUGUUUUGUCAUUCAUGUAGUAACCAGUGGAUAUUGAUUUGAAAGCAUCAAAAACGCUCAUCAUGUAUGCAGUAGCUGGACACAGUCUGUCUGAAUCCUCUAAAGACUGCCACCCACUGGAAAUUCGGAGUAAGUAAUCUCCGCAAAACCUGCAGAUAAACUUGACUGCAGUACCAGCAAGGGUUUGGCUUCUUGUACUGUACAUACUCAGAGACUGCUGUUUAUUUUACCUCACAUAGGUCUAAUCAUAGUGAACAUAUGUAUACAGAAGCCUGGCGAAAUGAAGAUGGCGCAGAGAAGAAGAAGGUGCAGGAAUGGUUUUAAAACGCAUUUCAGAGAAGCAUUUCGGUGUAUGGUACAAUAUUUGUGAUUCUUCUUAUAUUUGAAUGUUAGUAUUGGCUGUAGAGCUUAAACCCCGGGGCCAUGACCAGUGGGACUGCACUAUAAACAGGAACUCUUCUGGUCUCAUCAUGCAGGGCUUUAAUGUUCGGGCCUAACUGAGAACACAGUGGAGAGUUUCUUUUCCCCCUCUUACAUACAUCCCAGGGACUUUCCCAGUUCCCUUUCAGUGUUAGAACAUAAUGAAAACACAUGUGCUUAUAGCAUAAUGUCACUUUAAGUCUAGUAUUUGUUGCAAAACUAGCUUUGCUUCGUUUUACGUUAGUUAAGAUAAGAUGUAUUUGGUGCCAUUAAAGAAGAUACUCCAGUAUGAUUUUGUUCUUGGAUGCAGUGUAUUUCCUCCACAGAGGUGAAGACCGUACUGUACUGUUUCUAAAGAUACAAAUAUUAACAGUCUAAACCUAUAUUUACAGGAAUAAUCUCACUUUCCAAGGACCAAUUUCUCUCAGCAUAACGUCUUCACUUCCUGUUUCGUGAGUUAUGUUUUGGCUUUUUUCAAAUGGUUUGUUGUUGCCUACUGCUUUACCUCAUGUGAACACAUGUUAGCAUGGUAUCGCUACAUAUCUUGUCCAUACUGUUAUGUGCUAAAGUGGCAGUCCACUAAGUGAAACAGUAUUUUAUAAACUGAAUCUUACUAUAUUUUCUUUAUUUCUACAAAGGCAUUUCUCGAUUGUGGACUUGUUUUUUUUUUUCCAAAGACAAGUGGCAUUACAUACAUGUUUGUAUUAUAACAGCCAUUGAAAGCACAUAUUUAUCUUUGUCGGGACGACGAUUGUGAUUGGACUAUUUCAAACUGAAGAGGUAAUGUUGUACAGAGUUGGUGAGUGUAUUUUCUUACUCUUCUUUUUGCAACUUCUUGUCCUGAGGUUCUUUUCCUCUGUCCAGUUUUCACUUACUUACAGUAUAUUGUGUUACUGGAACCCCUCUUAAAUUCAGUUUCAACACAUUCUCAGACUGAUUUAUUUUUUAAAGCAACAGGAAAUGAACCUUGAAGUGCAUCAUAUGAGUUUUUUGUGCUUUUCUCUGUUGGUGUUUAUCAGUGCUGUUUUGUUCAUGCCAUCUAUAAUCGACCAUGACAUGUAUUAGGUUGCUCGACGGAUAGAACCUCAGAAAAAUGUAAAUACUUGAAAAAAAAUUCAGAGAUAAGUCCAUCUCAAACAGAUCUACGUAUGGAACUGAAAAAAAAAUGAAUGUCUGCUGGAUGGUGUUGCCAUAGAGGGCACCGUAUGUGCUCAUUAAUCGAAAUCAUGUCCUGGAGUGACGAGAGAACGUCAAAAACACGCCACUCCAAUGAAAUGCAAUCAAACUGAAGUCAGUAUGAAUGUAAUGUCUCUUAGAAAAAAAAGGCUUCAGUCUAAUAUUAUAAAUAUGUUAACAAUGUAUGUACAUGCUUAUUAACAUGGCUUCAAAAGCUACCAAAAGACCCUGAUAAAAGGCACCUUUGUUGCAGCGAAUGCACAUGCGCAUGUGAAGCGUUUGAUCUAACGGUUCACUUUGGGGAGGCGUUAGCGUAUCUAGCAUUUACCGACAAUGAGCUCCAAGCAGUGUUAAAAGUUCUGAUAUUUGUGCUGUAUAGCAAUUGAAUGAAAAAGUGAAUUAUCAUCUUUUUAUUUGUAUUCUGUGUAUUUGUUCAAUGUGUUUUAAUAAAUCUUCUGGACAACA
Molecule: messenger RNA, 3011 nt
Organism: Notothenia coriiceps (black rockcod)
Lineage: Eukaryota; Metazoa; Chordata; Actinopteri; Perciformes; Nototheniidae
Product: chromodomain-helicase-DNA-binding protein 5-like
Exons: 3
Coding region: 31-417 (128 amino acids)
Source: RefSeq, a predicted model, not a curated record